Messenger RNA from Gaeumannomyces tritici R3-111a-1, 2337 nucleotides. RefSeq names its product cycloheximide resistance protein. Gene Ontology annotation, molecular function: transmembrane transporter activity. The record is from RefSeq and is a predicted model, not a curated record. Gene Ontology annotation, biological process: transmembrane transport. NCBI's taxonomy places the organism in Eukaryota, Fungi, Ascomycota, Sordariomycetes, Magnaporthales, Magnaporthaceae. The coding region runs from base 309 to 2021 and encodes 570 amino acids. The transcript is spliced from 4 exons.
CAACGACCUACAUCGGAUCCAGCAUAGAAACAACUUGGAAGCGUGCAAACCUGCUAGAAAAGGUCCCCAUUAACCGCCUCGGCGUCGCGCAACACAGCCAAGAAAGGGAAGACAAUCGAAUCAUGGUGCAGAGAUCGCUUAUCAACGACGCCCUUCUGUCGUAAUCAAUCCAUCCUUGCGCGCACCAGUCCCAACGCGUUCAGCCUCUCGAGGCGCCCGCCUGCAGCCAUCAGAUUGAUUAAGUUCGGCGUGCGCACAGCCACAGGCUAUUGGUUCGCAUCUCUGGGCGUACCUAGGUUUGCUGCGCCAUGGCGAUGGCGCCCGCCAACAGUGCGCAUAGCGCAGAGCAAGACGUAGCUAUUCAACGCCAAAGGUCCAUAGAUCAAGCCGUCGACGAGGGCCACGAUGCCGACAUUCCCUCCGAUCUCGGAUACGUGCUGUCCGAGACGGCCUCGCGCAUUCGCCGCAGUUCCAAUGCGGCUCCAUCUAUCAAGAAACCCAAACACAGCUCUGUCCCAGGCGUGGACACCCACGAAGGCGACGUCGAAAAGAACACCGGCGGCAGCUCGAGCACCCCCAAUGACGUCGCAACUGCCUCGGAGGAAGAGGAGGAGGAGGGGGAGGACAGCGCCAACAUCGUCUGGUGGGACGACAACGAUCCGCAGAACCCAUACAAUUGGCCUACAUGGCGCAAAGUACUUAACUGCGGGCUAGUUAGCUGCCUGACCUUCCUCACCCCGUUGGCAUCAUCCGUCUUCGCGCCUGGCGUCCCGCAGUUGAUGCGAGAGUUCAAGAGCACUAACACUGAGCUUGCGGCGUUCGUUGUUUCAAUAUACGUACUGGGAUUCGCAUUCGGGCCUCUGCUACUGGCCCCCCUAAGCGAGAUAUAUGGACGCACUAUUCUCUACCACAUCUGCAACCUGGGCUUUAUUGCCUUCGUUAUCGGAUGCGCCCUCGCCCCGACACUCGAGGCUCUGAUCGUCUUCCGGUUCUUCUCGGGCCUUUUCGGCUCCUGCCCCAUCACCAACGGCGGCGGCACCAUUGCAGACAUGAUCCCGCAGGAAAAGAGGGCCGCGGCCAUGUCCGUCUUCACCAUCGGGCCCCUGCUCGGCCCCAUUAUCGGGCCCGUGAUCGGGGGCUUCCUGGCCGACGUGGAGGGGUGGCGCUGGAACUUUUGGCUGCUGGCCAUCCUCGGCGGUUUCAUCGCCAUCUGCAUGAUCCUCGUGCUCAGGGAGACGUAUGCGCCCGUGCUCCUGCAGCGCAAGACCCAGAAGUUGCGCGCCGAGACGGGGAACGCCAACCUUCGAAGCAAGCUGGACAUUGGCCUGAGUCCCCGGGACUACUUCAGCCGAAGCAUCGUUCGCCCUCUGAAGAUGCUGGCGUUCUCACCCGUCUGCCAGAUAUUCUCGAUUUACAUCGCCAUAGUGUACGGAUACCUGUAUCUGAUGUUCACGUCCAUCACCCCGGUCUUUGAGCAGUACUACGGCUUCACCACGUCCAACGUCGGCCUUGUCUUCCUCGGCAUGGGCGUCGGCUCCAUGUUGGGCCUUCUUUACUACAGCCUGACGUCGGACGGAUACAGCAGGAAAAUGGCCGCGGCGGAUGGCCAGGGGAUGAAGCCCGAGUACCGACUGAAACUUCUGCCGUUGGGUGCUCUCAUCCUCCCCGCGGGCUUUUUCUUGUACGGAUGGACGGCCGAAUACCGCGUGCACUGGAUCGUCCCAAUUCUCGGGCAUGUCCUUAUCGGGAUCGCGAACCUGAUCAUCUUUAUGUCCAUGCAGCUGUAUCUCGUUGAUACAUUUUCCAUGUACGCAGCGAGCGCCCUGGCCGCCAACACCGUCGUCCGAUCUGUGGCCGGGGCUGUCCUCCCUUUGGUUGGCAUCAGGAUGUAUAAUGUUCUCGGUCUAGGCUGGGGAAAUUCCCUUUUGGGGUUCAUCGCUUUGGUGAUGGUCCCUGGAGCAUUUGCCCUUCUCCGGUACGGCGAAUACCUCAGGACCAGGUUCCAAGUGAAGAACCUGUAAGACCAGGAACCUACUACUGCCUGCCCGGUCCAUUCCUCUUUUCUUCUCUGUUGGCACAAGCGAUGCUUUUUUCUCCUUUGCACUUUGGGCGACGGACAAAGUUUCACAGUCUGGCUGUCUCAUUCCAUGCAUUCACACAAUGCGGGGCUGCCUGUAGCAUACAUGGCACUGGUUAACCAAAAUGCGUUGUCUACGGAUCUCAAACUGGAGCAUGGGAAGGGUGUUGUUGCUUGUUGUAUUCUGUACAUAUCUUUUCCAAUAACCCCACUUCUCCGUAAUAGCGGAGUAUUUUAUGCAUCUGAGUUUUCUUGCAACA